Messenger RNA from Aureobasidium namibiae CBS 147.97, 1626 nucleotides. Its product is annotated as cytochrome P450. The transcript is spliced from 2 exons. Gene Ontology annotation, molecular function: monooxygenase activity; heme binding; oxidoreductase activity, acting on paired donors, with incorporation or reduction of molecular oxygen. The record is from RefSeq and is a predicted model, not a curated record. The coding region runs from base 1 to 1626 and encodes 541 amino acids. Lineage: Eukaryota; Fungi; Ascomycota; Dothideomycetes; Dothideales; Saccotheciaceae.
AUGCCACCGAAGCUCCCGAUUCUCGUUAGUUCAGCAGCAGCGUCGAUGCUGUUGGCGCACUACGCACCUGCCUACGCCCCUGGAUCACGUCUUCAGACCUUCUUUCUCAUUGCCUUCACCGAAUUCAUCGCUUGGGCAACAUGGAGAGUCAUCAUAUACCCAAAUUUUAUAAGUCCUCUGAAGGGCCUACCUGAGCCUUCAGGAGGCAGUUGGUGGAAUGGUCAAGCGUCAAUAAUCAUGGCGCAGCCUUCUGGUCAUCCGAUGCGUGAAUGGAUAGGUGCGAUUCCGAACGACGGUCUCAUCAGAUAUACCAAUUGGUUCAACUCCGAGAGAGUGCUCUUGACGAAUCCAAAGACUCUUGCAGAGGUUCUCUCGAGCAAAAACUAUGAGUUUAUCAAACCGGCACAUUUCCUCGAUAUCAUCGGUAAGAUCCUAGGCAUAGGAAUCUUAUUCGCAGAGGGCGAUGAACACAGGACCCAACGCAAGAACCUCAUGCCCGCAUUUUCGUACAGACACAUCAAAGAUCUUUAUCCUGUAUUCUGGUCAAAGUCAACAGAAAUGGUCGAAAGAAUGUCCACUGCCAUACAAGAAGAUUUUCCUCGGGAUGGAAGCGCGGCCAAUGUCGUCGAAGUCAGCGAUUGGAGCAGUAGAGCCACACUGGACAUCAUCGGAGUCGCCGGUAUGGGGCGCGAUUUUGAGGCUCUCAAGAACCCAGACAACGAACUGAGCAAGACCUACAAGAACAUCUUCCACCCACCCAAGUCUGCCAGAUACUUGCAAGUCGCCGGCAUGUUCUUGCCUCGGUGGUUCCUCAAGAGUCUGCCGCUCAAGCGCAACGAUGAGAUUUCAGAAGGGUCUGCUCUCAUCAAGCAGACCUGUCGCGAUUUGAUCGCUGCUAAGAAGAUCCGCAUGGAAAAGGGCGGUGCAGAUGAGACGGACAUUCUCAGUGUUGCUCUGAAAAGUGGAAGUUUCGAAGACGAAAACCUCGUCAGCCAGAUGAUGACUUUCCUCGCCGCGGGACACGAGACUACGAGUUCAUCCAUGCAAUGGGCCAUUUAUAUGAUGUGCCGCCAUCCUGAUGUGCAGACCCGUUUACGUGAUGAGAUACACUCCAAAUUGCCCUCGGUUCGCGACGCCCAGGCUCAGAUUACUGCUGCUGAUAUCGACAAUUGCCACUACCUCCAAGCAGUCUGCAAAGAGACUCUUCGCCUCUGGGCUCCUGUAGCUUUGACCAUGAGGGUUGCCGCUCAAGACGAAACCAUCAACGGUCAUCCUAUCCCCAAGGGAACGCUCGUGGUCCUUGCCCCACUUGCAAUCAACUGUAGCAAACACCUCUGGGGCGAUGACGCUAUGGACUUCAAGCCGGAGCGCUGGUUGACGGAUGGUGUCAGUAAUAAGAACGGCGGUGCCGAGUCCAACUACAGCUUCAUGACUUUCCUCCACGGGCCGCGGUCGUGUAUCGGGCAAGGGUUCGCCAACGCCGAGUUUGCUUGUCUUCUUGCAGCUUGGAUUGGUAAGUUUGAGACGGAGUUCGAAGACAAGGAUUAUGUUCUGGAGGUCAAGAGUGGCAUCACCUCUCGACCUAAGAAUGGCUUGCGGGUCAAGUUGACAGAGGUCGAGUGGUAA